AUGCAAACAACAGAAGGGAAUGAACAUACUCCAUCAUCAUCACAGCAAAUAGUCGCUACCUCUAAUAGUGCUGAUCAGACAACAACAACCUCAAAUUCUGUGAAUACACACAACAUCGCAGAGAGUGGUAAUAAUUCCGAAAAUAAUAAGAGAAAGGAACCACCUACCUCAUCAUCAUCCGAGAGCACAAACAAUAAUCAACAGGACCAAGAUAAAAACAAGAGAAGAAAGGGAAAUAAUGGUAAAACCAAUAAUAACAACAAGAAUAGAGGAAAGAAAGGAGCCGAGUCUGAAAAAAUUGUGGAUACCGAAUGGGGAAAACCAAAUCCGAACAAGGUCAAGAAUGAGAAUGAGGAGAAAUAUCAAAAGAGAAGAGUAGCCUUGUUCAUUGGAUAUCUUGGAACGAAUUACAAUGGCUCACAAACAUCAAAUUUUACAAAUCCAAAUAUUGUCACAGUGGAAGAAACCUUUUUCAAAGCCUUAUGUAAAGCAGGUGGAGUUGCAGAACACAACAGCACAGAUAUGAAUAAGGUACAUUUUCACAGAAGCUCACGUACCGAUAAAGGAGUUCAUGCAGCUUCCAAUGUUCUUGAAAUGAAGCUUCUCUUAAAACCAGGCUUAUUAGAGGAAGUGAGGAAACUUCUUCCGGAUGACAUUAUUUUUUAUGGAUUUAAGAGAGUGUCCAAAUCGUUUCAUGCUAAGGAUCACUGUACAGCAAGAACCUACGAAUACUUGUUACCUGCUUUUGCUCUUACAAAAGAUCCACACGCUAAAGAAUGGUUCAGAACGACCAACUUGGAAAAGAUUACUGACACAGAUAUUGAAAAGAAUGGCCUACUCGAUAUUUACAAUUGCAAUAUCACUUCUGAAGAUGUGGAAAUGGCGAAUAGAGUUUUGAAAAACUUUGUUGGAACUCAUAGUUAUCAUAACUACACUCAAUUGUCCAAAGCAAAACCCAACUCAUACAAUAGACAUCUUACAAAAUUUGAGUGUUCGCAUCCAUUCGAAAUUUCAGGAGUUAAGGUUGUUAAAUUAACAGUAUGUGGUAGCUCAUUCAUUUACAAUCAGAUUCGAAAGAUGGUUGGAUUCUUUAUUGGAGUCAUGCGUGGCGUUUUUGAUGAGAGUGAAUUUGCCUUGACAGUCGAUAAGGAAAAGGCUGUACCUGUUCCACUUGCUCCUGCCAAUGGCCUUCUGUUGUGUGAACAAGAAUUUAAAAGAUAUAACGCGAAAGCUGGUUCUCAACUUCACGGAGCAGUUUCAGCUGCAGAUUACGCCAUUGAAAUUGAAGAAUUCAAAAAGAGAAUUUACUCACACAUGCUCCAAGUUGAAAAGGAGACUCAUCUGAUGGGUAAAUUUUUGCUCUAUCUUCGAGGCUGGCUUUUCGUUAAACCUCCAAAGGACGUCAGUGGUGAUGUGUCUUCGGAAGCCAAUGUGGAAAUGCUCGGUGAAGAGUCGGAAGAAGUGCUUGAUGUCCCAGAAGAAGAUGAAUAA
Molecule: messenger RNA, 1491 nt
Organism: Naegleria fowleri
Lineage: Eukaryota; Heterolobosea; Eutetramitea; Acrasida; Naegleriidae
Exons: 2
Coding region: 1-1491 (496 amino acids)
Biological process (GO): mRNA pseudouridine synthesis; tRNA pseudouridine synthesis
Cellular component (GO): nucleus
Molecular function (GO): RNA binding; pseudouridine synthase activity
Source: RefSeq, a predicted model, not a curated record